Molecule: messenger RNA, 2908 nt
Organism: Pseudomyrmex gracilis
Lineage: Eukaryota; Metazoa; Arthropoda; Insecta; Hymenoptera; Formicidae
Product: axonemal 84 kDa protein-like
Exons: 18
Coding region: 111-2867 (918 amino acids)
Cellular component (GO): axoneme
Molecular function (GO): microtubule binding; beta-tubulin binding
Source: RefSeq, a predicted model, not a curated record
GCAGCCUUCAUGCUAUAAAGCAUUUACAUCGCUAUAUGUCUCUUUGACAUUUUUUGCUUAACUUUUCUUUUAAAAUUUAUCAAUGUAAUUAAAAUCUGAUAUAAUAAUUUAUGUGUAUGUUAUUUCCUGAUAUACAUGAUAGUUGUUAUCUUUACACAGCUGGCACGCGUUAUUAUUGCAUAGAUUUAAUUUACAUUUUCUUUCUUAUAACAAUAUUUUUUAUAAGUAAAGCCUCGAUAAUUAAGUACAAGGAAAAAAUGUUUAAUAUGAAAUUUGAAGAAGAAAUUGAAAAAAGAACGCACGAAAAAUUCAAGCGUGUAAAAGAAGAUUCUGUUCCGAGAGAUGGAAAUCUAAAAGAAGUAAUUAGCAAAACAACUGAGGCAAAAGAAAAGAAACAAAGCAAAAAAGCAACAAUUUCGAAAUUGUUUUUCGAAGAUAGAAGUUCUAAUUUGGAUCUUGAUGAAUCUACUGAAUAUGAUGAAUACGAAGAAGAUAUACACAUCUUGAGAACAUUAAAACCUUCACGUUUAAAACUAUUGCUACGCAAAUGGAAUGCAGCACAGUCAAAGUUUCAAGAAGCUGCAGUCAUGACGAGAUACGCACGCACAGCAGAAGAGAAACAGGAAGCGGCGUCUGCGGCCGCUGAAGCCGAAGAAAUAAGAUUGCAGAUGAUCAAAGAUAUGCAAGAAGAGAUUCGGUUAGAGAAGUAUAAUACAGAGAAACAAAUUGUGCUUGAGGAUCAGGAAGCAGCGAUGCGCGACGUUCAAUUAAAAGAGACGUGGAAUUUACUUCAUAAUUAUAAAAGUGCGUUUAUGGAGUAUGUAGUUGACACCGAAGGCGAAGAAAAUUGGAUUAGAUACAUGAUUUGUGACGGAUUGCCAGACCCCGGUAGUUUAUCCAAAAUGAAUACUUUCUUAUUUUUGUGGUCGAUGGAAAACGAAGAGAUUAAUAUAAAUAAUAUUGCAACGAAAUACGAUAUUGUUAGCAAUCUAUUAACAAAACUCGAAGAAAUAAUAAAUUUCUCUAUAACGACACCGUUUGCAUACAUUGACGAAUGUAAGGCGAUCAAACAACGAUUUCGCGACAAGCUCCGUGAAUGGAUAGACGCAGCGUGUUAUUCGCUCUUACGCCAAAUAGACAGAGAUAUGGUUCACGAAAGCAUAAAAACAGCGAGAUAUACAAAUGUUUCUAAUCAAAUUAAAUGUUUCAUUUGGGUUUUAAUAAAAAUGCCUAUUGCACUCAAACAGAUCACUGAUAAGGAUCGAAAACCAGUUGAGGUACACUUUACGGAAAUAGAUUUAACUGUCAAGAUGCCUGUAGAUAUUGAUUGUUAUUGUAUGGCAAUUCGCGUGUUGUGGGUAAAAUAUGAUCAUCAUUCCGAUUGCUCAUUUUCGUACUUCAUGCCAAAACUACCGGACGAAUAUGAAGGCAUGUACACAACAGAUUUUUUUACCUAUUGUCAAAACGAAUACAAAACGAAAUUGAAGAUACGUGAAGAACAGAUUGAGGGUCGUCGUCUGAGAUUAGAGGAAAAGAAAGCCGCGCUUGAGAGAAUAGAAAAUCCGCCUCCUCUGGUGCUUGCAAAACAUGAAAGAAGAGGAAGGCAGCAACAGAAAGUUCAAUUGAAGCGUCCAGAACAGGAGCCGGAACCGUUACCGUAUUUGCCUACACCGGAAGAACUUAUUAUACAAAGAGAGGACGAAGCUCGAAAGGAAAUCAGAAAGCUGUUGUUCACGCGAUGCGAGAAGACGGAGAUAAAUUUGCGAAAAUAUAGAAUACUCGGCGGUGUAUUAUAUAUCGAUUUAAUUUACCAACCACCACAACCAAAAGAUCUGAAAAGAAAUAUUCUGCUCACCACGUUGCAAAUUCCGAAAAAAAUGGAAUUUGUUCCGUUUCACCGACCGUAUAAAGCGCCACCACCAGCGCCUGAUAAUGAGAGAACACCGGAAAUAAUCGAAGCAGAAAUGAAAGCUCUAGAAGCCGCAAUGGAAGAACUAGUUCUAGUAACUUUAAAACUUCCCAGCUUCAUUAUUUGGUUUGAACCACCACUGGUGGCACACUGGAUUUCCGAGAGAAAGAUAUGGUCUACACAAGACGUACAUGACAUUAAAUAUAAUGAGGAAAAGCAAACUAUUACCUUUAGAUCGGGCAGACUAGGUGCCCAUGGCCUCGCUGCUUUUAAGUUUAUUAAUAUUCCUUUUCAAAGUUGGGAACUAAAGCCCGAAAUGGGUAAAAACGCACGAGGUGGUAUUGUGCUCAAUGUGACUGCUGCUAUUGUUCAAGCAGAAUUUAUAGUCAGGGAGGAUCUAGUUUGUCUGAAUUCGCUGAUUGGUGGUACGUCGACAAUACUAAAAGAAAUUACUGGACAAUAUAUGAAACUACAUUUAUUGAUUGAGAAAAUGCGAGACGCCGGAUGCGAUCUAUUUCCAGAACGUGAUGCUUUUAGUUAUGUAAAAGCUCUUCCGGUAAAGCAUUCGGUAACUGAAAAACAUCUACGGGAAUGCAUGGCUUUACUUUGCACCGCAUACACAUUUUCUUGGUCACGAUGGAACGCCAAUCGCAGUUUUAGAGAAAUUGUGAUACAGUUCAAAGAAUUGCACGGAUGCGUGGCAAAAGAGCGAACAAACUCAACUCUUUUAGUAACCGCGUUACGAACGACUGUGAUAAACUGCACUGAAGUGAGCUCAGAAUUUUCUGAUGUACCUAUAGAAGAUAAAACUUCGAAAUUUUAUGCUGAUCUCUAUAACUUGGCUCUACAAAAUGCCGGAAUCAAAAGUCGACUUCUGAUGAAAAGUAUCUCUUUCAAACUCGCUGUCACUGUCGCAGAACUUCUAGGUCGCACUAAUGUAAUCAACAUGUCAUCUUAAAAUUUGCAGAUUUUAUAAAUAAUCAUUUUUGUAGAUCUCAG